This is a messenger RNA of Castor canadensis (American beaver), 4203 nucleotides long. It is a transcript of the gene Brox, whose product is annotated as BRO1 domain and CAAX motif containing. The record is from RefSeq and is a predicted model, not a curated record. Lineage: Eukaryota; Metazoa; Chordata; Mammalia; Rodentia; Castoridae.
GAUGAUGGUCUAGGAAAAAAAAAAAAAAGCUUCCUUCUGAUGCUUUGAACAAUUGAAAGGGAAUCUAUAUUGGUCUGAGCCGAUGGUAUGAGCAGGUGGGUGGCCCUGGUCUCCAUCGGCUCCCCGCCCCUCCGGGUUGAUGCUAUCGGCUUUCCGCCGAGACGCCUGUUUGCCCACGGGCCUGCAGGUGGUGACGCGUGCGCGGGGUCGCCGCCCGGGACGGGACGGGACGGGACGCACGGGCGCGGGAGGAAGCGGGGCGGUAAACAGGAAGUGGAUGCUGCGAGCUCGGAGACGGCGCUCAGAACACAUUUGGAGAAAAUGACCCAUUGGUUUCAUAGGAACCCAUUAAAAGCUACAGCUCCUGUCUCUUUUAACUACUAUGGUGUGGUCACUGGCCCUUCUGCUUCCAAAAUUUGCAAUGACUUGAGAUCAUCCAGGACACGACUCCUUGAACUGUUCACUGAUUUGAGCUGUAAUCCAGAAAUGAUGAAGAAUGCAGCAGAUUUGUACUUUUCACUUUUACAAGGAGAAGGUUUGAGAUGUGAAAAGAGAGAAAGGGGCCAGCAGUUUUAUUCAAGCACCUGGAAAAGUUUCAUAAAUUCACUAGAUGAAUCUACGCAGGAGAGCAAAUUGCGAUAUAUUCAAAAUUUCAAGUGGACUGAUACAUUACAAGGUCAGGUUCCAAGUGCCCAGCAGGAUGCUGUUUUUGAAUUAAUUUCCAUGGGAUUUAAUGUAGCCUUAUGGUAUACCAAAUAUGCUUCAAGACUGGCUGGAAAAGAAAACAUAACAGAAGAUGAAGCAAAAGAAGUCCAUCGAAGCCUCAAAAUUGCAGCUGGGAUUUUUAAACAUUUAAAGGAAAGUCAUGUUCCAAAACUUAUUACACCUGCAGAAAAGGGAAGAGAUUUAGAGGCCCGGCUCAUAGAAGCAUAUAUUAUCCAGUGUCAGGCUGAAGCUCAAGAAGUAACAAUUGCCCGAGCAAUUGAACUAAAACAUGCUCCUGGACUGAUCGCUGCCCUGGCAUAUGAAACAGCUAAUUUCUAUCAGAAAGCUGAUCAUACUUUAUCCAGUUUGGAGCCUGUGUAUUCUGCCAAAUGGAGAAAGUAUCUUCACUUGAAAAUGUGUUUCUACACAGCUUAUGCUUACUGUUACCAUGGACAGACUUUGUUGGCUAGUGAUAAAUGUGGUGAAGCAAUCAGGUCUCUCCAAGAAGCAGAAAAGUUGUAUGCAAAGGCAGAAACACUAUGCAAAGACUAUGGAGAAACCAAAGGACCUGGACCAACAGUCAAACCUUCAGGACACUUGUUCUUUAGGAAACUUGGGAACCUUGUGAAGAAUACCCUAGAAAAAUGUCAAAGAGAAAAUGGAUUUAUUUACUUUCAGAAAAUCCCAACAGAAGCCCCACAACUGGAACUCAAAGCAAAUUAUGGGCUGGUAGAGCCUGUGCCUUUCGAAUUUCCUCCUACAAGUACUCACUGGACACCAGAGACAUUGGCUGCAUUUGAUCUCACCAAGAGACCAAAGGAUGACAGUGCCAAACCCAAGCCAGAAGAAGAAGUGAAACCUGUGAAAGAACCAGACAUCAAACCUCAGAAGGACACUGGAUGCUACAUCUCCUAAAAAUGCAACAUGCACUUAGAAUGUCUCUGCUAAUAGAUGCAAUAUACUGCAGAACCUCAGUUCAUAUUUCCUGAAAUGAUUUCUCUGAAGCCUAUAGAAGAAUUAUUAAAUUCAGGGGGAAUUGGCCUUCAGUUUAUUUAUUCUUAGUUUUUAUUGUAGAGAUGUUUCAUGCUUUAUUUUCAGACUCUCCUUUUCAAUCAGGACAGCAUUUGAAAGGUUUUAUGGUGCCUCUAAGGGGUGUAUGUAGGAACUGGAUCUUUUUUGAACUCUGGGUAGUUAGUUUCAGUUUAGUGAGUUUUUAGGUAUGUUUUUCUGUCUUCACAGAAAUGUUUCUUUUCCUUCCUAUUUGAUAACAGAUUGACAAGAAUCAGUUUUGAACAGAGACUGUUUUUUCCUCUCACCAUUGUAUUAAUUGCAGCACAGACUUGUUAUGUUCUGAGUUUCUUGUCUUUUCUGGUAGGGAAAAAGUCAUUUACAAAGAUCAGACAACCUUCAUAUCAAAUCCCUUGCCCAUAAUAGAAUCUAUAAUUUACUUGAAAAUCAGCGUUUACCACAAUCUAAAAUUUACUACCACAAGAAUCAUGUGCUUCAUUCAGUUUCUGUAACUCUAAAGUGAUUUUUACAAAUAUCUUUUCUAAUGGGUUUUUUAGAGGGUAGAACUUUGUAACACUGCUUAGUGUUUCUGUGUAAGGGCAGACAGGAAGAAUAGAGAAUGUUUUUUUGAAGAAGUCAAAUGUUGCAUGGUGUAAAGAAAAAAACUUAAAUGAGAUAGAUUGUCCUGAACCACACUGGUAACUACUUCAUUAAGGAAGUUUUAGUAAGAUGCCUCUGUUACCUUAUUUCGGUGUACAUUGGUUUUACAUGGUUUUCUAGUAUCUACUAACAGAAUUGUAUUGCUUUAGGCAAAAGCCAUAGCAAAAAGUCAGGAAAGCAGACGUAGGUACAAUAUAAGCUUAAAAAUGGAUUGUAAAAUUUGAAACAGUUCAGUAUAUAUACAAACUUGGGAAAUAGUGGAUGCAUAAUACUUUUAACAAGUCAUACAUCUGUAGAUUUAUCUUCAGUUGAUUCUCUGGGGGUGUUAGGUAAUUUUCCUAUUAUAAGUGAUACAUUGGUUGGGUCACUUAAUAGAAAUAAUGGUGUCUUUUGAGAACUUCUUAUGUGUCGGGCAAUGUGCUGAGCACUCAUAUAGAUAAACCAUUGAAUCCACACAACAACCCAAGAUGUGUAAAAUCUACAUCAAGUAUUGAAGUAGGAAUAUUUCAUUAUGAAUGAAUAGAUUAUACUAUCUGAAUCAAGAUUGUGUUCAAAUAAGUAAUUACUUAAAUCAUACAGUUUAUACUCCUUUAAAAAAGCAAUAUGGAACAAGCAAGGGUUUGGGGUUUUUUUUUUGACUAUAUGGAAAUGCUAAUUGCUGUUUGCAGUGUAAUGUUUAAUAUUUGAAGUUGCAUUUUCCAAAAUAUUUGCAGUAAAGACUGAACAGACAUUUUUAUUUUGCUGUCUAUAGAAAAAUAUUUUAUUAUUUCACUGUGUUUUGUGUGGUCUUUACUACAAAAUCACUUGUUUGCCAUUUACUGACAAAACUUUAAACAAUACUUGAUGCUAGCUAGGUCUUUACUCUCUGCCUCUAGAACCUAUUUAUCUUGGGUAGUAGGCUUCAUUAACCUUGCUACUAUAUUUUCACGUUGAGAUUUUUGUGGAUUAAUAUGUAAAAUGGAAACAUAAUAUGCUGUCACUUCUGUAAAAUGCAAUAAAUACUGGUAUUUAAACCCCAAUUGGCAACAUUGACAUCUGAAAAUACUGUCAAACCAGCAAAGGUAACACUUUAUGACUAGCAUACCCCAUUAAAUAUAUUAUUUUUUGAAGUGGUGUUGGAGAUUUGGGAAAAUUAUCAAAUGUUGCAUGAAGGUGCUAGAGAGAUUAUUUGUGCUUACUGCUGCAUGAGUUUCAUACCAGAUAGUGACAGCAAACAUGCUUCUGCUGUUGUUUGUAUAGUAAGUUACCUUUUUAUUUAUGAAAUUAAAAGCAAUUUUACUUACAUUUCCAUUGGAAAGCUUAUUUUUUGAUGAAUAUUUUUAUGUUUGCUAAGCCAUUGACUUAAUACAGUGUAAAUUCUUAUUCACAGUAAAUGUUAAAACACAUUUGUAUCGUUGUUUGAGGCUCCGUGAGUUAAUUGCAUGUUUAUCACUCCUUGACCAGUUUGGUUUCUACUUCUGUUUGUUGUACCUGUCACCUCAUAAUGUGAAAAAUACGCUUUUUGAUGGGCUUGUUAAUGCCUGACAGCAGAACACAUACUUGUGUACUGUGGUAAAGUACACUGAAAAGCUUAUUAAUGCUAUACACGGGUCUGUAGGAAACUGUACUUUGCAAACUUUUGAGGUUACAUUUUCAUUACUGUAUCAACAUACUCAGAAAUUAAAACUUUAGAAGUAGUUCCUUAUUUUCCAGAGUUUAAUUCCAGUGCUUCAGAAAAUACUGUAUUUCUAAUCUCUUAACGUGUAUAAAACUUGCAGUGUCAUUUGGGUUAUCAUGACUUUGGGUCUAAAAACUCUUUUACUUGACGUUUGAGUAAUUAGCUUACAACUU